UCGGGCGGGAACACACUUCUCAGAGACUUUUCCCCAACAAACUUCCAGAAGCUCUGGAGGACGGCCUGAAGGCCCCGGAGUGCGCUAGCAGCAUGUACAAAGACACCGUCUACUCCGCCUUCAAUCUGCUCAUGCACUACCCGCCCCCCUCGGGAGCAGGCCAGCACCCCCAGCCGCAGCCCCCACUGCACAACAAGGCCAGUCAGCCUGCCCAUGGCGUCCCCCAACUCUCUCCUCUCUAUGAACAUUUCAGCAGUCCACACCCCACACCUGCACCGGCCGACAUCAACCAGAAGCAAGUUCACAGGCCUCUGCAGACCUCUGACCUCUCUGGCUUCUACUCUCUGACCUCAGGCAGCAUGGGACAGCUCCCCCACACUGUGAGCUGGCCCAGCCCUCCUCUCUAUCCCCUGUCCCCUUCCUGCGGAUAUAGACAGCACUUCCCUGCCCCCACUGCAGCCCCUGGCGCCCCCUAUCCCAGGUUCACCCACCCAUCCCUGAUGCUAGGUUCCAGCGUACCUGGUCACCCAGCAGCCAUUCCCCACCCGGCCAUUGUGCCCCCCUCAGGGAAGCAGGAACUGCAGCCCUAUGAUCGAAGCCUGAAGACGCAGGCAGAAUCCAAAGCAGAGAAGGAGGCCAAGAAACCAACCAUCAAGAAGCCACUCAAUGCCUUCAUGCUGUACAUGAAGGAGAUGAGAGCCAAGGUUAUUGCAGAAUGCACACUCAAGGAGAGUGCUGCCAUCAAUCAGAUCCUGGGCCGCAGGUGGCACGCACUGUCACGGGAAGAGCAGGCCAAGUAUUACGAGCUGGCCCGCAAGGAGAGGCAGCUGCACAUGCAGCUAUACCCAGGCUGGUCAGCGCGGGACAAUUACGGGAAGAAGAAGAGGCGAUCCAGAGAAAAGCACCAAGAAUCCAACACAGACCCUGGCUCGCCUAAGAAAUGCCGUGCUCGCUUUGGCCUCAACCAGCAGACGGAUUGGUGUGGUCCGUGCAGGUGGGUUUGUCCCCACCACCAUCUUCCCUUUGCUUCAAGCUGCUUCCUUGACUCUGCACAUGUUCUGCUGGGCUUAUAUAAGCCUUCCUGUGGCUCCCCAGCCCCAUAGGAUACCUGCAGAUUAAAGAGCCCAUGCCUUGUAAGAAUGGGAAUGAAUACUGAACACAUCUUGUAGGGAAGAUCUUUUGGAUCUAAGUGGAAGGAGGGGGAGAGACAGAAUGUUCUAGAAGGGAAGGAAAGGCAGACUCAAGAAUGUAGUUCUGGUGCCUAGGAUCCUCGGGUAAUGAUGGUUUGGUGCUAACUAGGCCCAACUGGUCCUCAGUAGCCAAACCUCACAUCAUUCAGGUGGCCUCUGCCCCUACUCUCAGGCCUGAAAGUUAUAAUGGCCAACCAGCUCCAUCACUUCAAGUUGAGAUCCGUCUGAGCCCGUAAAUCUAAGAAAAAUAAGGUAACUGUAAUAGAGAAUACCAUGAGUUACCUGGAUGCCAAGUGACUCACCAUGUUGUACCUGAGACCAGAGGGCUGGAGAGGAAGGGAGAGAAGAGGAGAGCUGCCCUAGCCAA
Myotis davidii is the source of this 1557-nucleotide messenger RNA. RefSeq names its product transcription factor 7 (T-cell specific, HMG-box) (gene TCF7). Gene Ontology annotation, biological process: regulation of transcription by RNA polymerase II; canonical Wnt signaling pathway. The coding region runs from base 93 to 1103 and encodes 336 amino acids. The transcript is spliced from 10 exons. The record is from RefSeq and is a predicted model, not a curated record. Gene Ontology annotation, cellular component: beta-catenin-TCF complex. Gene Ontology annotation, molecular function: RNA polymerase II cis-regulatory region sequence-specific DNA binding; DNA-binding transcription factor activity, RNA polymerase II-specific. NCBI's taxonomy places the organism in Eukaryota, Metazoa, Chordata, Mammalia, Chiroptera, Vespertilionidae.